This is a messenger RNA of Carassius gibelio (silver crucian carp), 3740 nucleotides long. RefSeq names its product copine-5. Gene Ontology annotation, molecular function: calcium-dependent phospholipid binding. Lineage: Eukaryota; Metazoa; Chordata; Actinopteri; Cypriniformes; Cyprinidae. The coding region runs from base 8 to 1219 and encodes 403 amino acids. Gene Ontology annotation, biological process: cellular response to calcium ion. The transcript is spliced from 13 exons. The record is from RefSeq and is a predicted model, not a curated record. Gene Ontology annotation, cellular component: plasma membrane.
UGCAACCAUGCAGUUCUGUGCCAACAAAUUGGACAAGAAGGAUUUUUUUGGGAAAUCCGAUCCCUUCAUGGUCUUCUACAGAAGUAAUGAAGAUGGCACGUUUACAAUCUGCCAUAAGACUGAGGUGGUGAAGAACACCCUCAACCCUGUUUGGCAGCCGUUCACCAUUCCAGUCAGAGCUCUCUGUAAUGGAGACUAUGACAGAACAAUCAAAGUGGAAGUGUAUGACUGGGAUCGGGAUGGCAGCCAUGAUUUCAUUGGUGAAUUCACCACCAGCUACAGAGAGUUAGCCCGAGGUCAGAGCCAGUUCAACAUUUAUGAGGUGAUCAAUCCAAAGAAGAAGAUGAAGAAGAAGAAAUAUGUAAAUUCCGGCACGGUGACACUGCUGUCAUUCUCAGUGGAAUCAGAGUCAACUUUCCUCGAUUACAUCAAAGGAGGGACCCAGAUCAAUUUCACUGUGGCCAUUGAUUUCACCGCCUCUAACGGAAACCCAUCCCAGUCCACUUCUCUCCAUUACAUGAACCCGUACCAGAUGAACGCUUACGCUCUGGCACUGAAGGCUGUGGGGGAAAUCAUCCAGGACUAUGACAGUGACAAGAUGUUCCCUGCACUGGGAUUUGGAGCCAAGCUGCCCCCCGAUGGACGGGUGUCUCAUGAGUUCCCCCUAAACGGCAAUAUAGAAAAUCCCUACUGUAAUGGUAUUGAGGGGAUAUUAGAGGCAUACCAUCAGAGUCUAAAGACCGUCCAACUAUACGGACCUACUAACUUUGCCCCCGUCGUAAAUCACGUGGCCAGAUAUGCAGCUGCUGUCCAGGACGGCUCACAGUAUUUCGUGCUCCUCAUCAUCACAGAUGGAGUAAUAUCAGAUAUGUCACAGACCAAAGAGGCCAUUGUGAAUGCUGCCAAGCUUCCCAUGUCCAUCAUUAUUGUUGGAGUUGGACAAGCUGAAUUUGAUGCUAUGGUUGAGUUGGAUGGUGAUGACAUCAGGAUUUCCUCAAGAGGAAAAUUAGCGGAGCGAGACAUUGUCCAGUUUGUACCAUUUCGGGAUUACAUGGACCGUACGGGAAACCACGUGUUGAGUAUGGCGCGACUGGCCAAAGACGUUCUGGCUGAGAUUCCCGACCAGUUCAUUUCUUACAUGAAGAGCCGGGGAAUCAAACCCAAUCCGGCGCCGCCUCCGUACACACCGCCAGGACACACACAUCACACACAGAUCUGAGCGAACGCUCCCAAACCUGCUUUAACAAAACCGCUCCUCUUUCUGGAGUCAUGGGAUAGCUGUACCAGAGCUUUUAGGGUUUAGCUCCCAAGACACUCUGAGGUACAGUGGCAUUUCUGUCUGUACCAUUUAUAUUUCCUGCCCCGUUCAUUUUUUUUUUUUUUUUUUCGGAAGGAUGGUGUGAUCCACGAAUCUGACCCAAGGGCAGCUUUUUUGUUUGUUUUGUUUAAAAAUAUCUACAUCUUGGCCUGUGACUGUUUCUGUUUCUUGUGGAUCAGUUGACAAGUGGACAAAGAGCAGGAGGAGGAGAAGGAGGAGGAUGUUUGUGGUUUCAACUUGUGCCUGUCUGUGACUGUCUUAGUGUACCAGGACAAGUGUGCCCCAAUCUGACAUUUGACCUUAAUCCACAUUGGUAUACCAGAGUGUGUGCUUUAUAGUAAUAUUUUUAGAUUUGUAUCACUUUCAUUUCAUAUAAGAUCAGGCCUGUAUCCAUAUCGGUUUAUUACGUUAAGCAUUGCUUUUGAUAUUUGAUUCUCCGUCUUUAUCCAUUAUGACUGAGGAAAGCAUGCAUGCGUGAGAAGAGGCUAAAUGAAUAUCACACAUGGCACAAUUUCACACAUGGCACCUGCCUAAAGUGACUGUAGAAGCACAACUUCUUCAAUAAUCAGCAUUACACACGCUCAUGUGCUUUUGUAAGAAUGCAUAGGGGCCAUUUUGGCCGACCCUGCGUAAGCGCAGCACAGCCAAUAUGGUUCCUCUCUCCCUUUCAGGCAGAAAUGAGGCCUGGAGUGUGCUCAGAAUGGUGUCACCCACUCAACCGUAGUUCAUUCACCAAUUCAAUUUUGUCAAGAGGCUUUUAAUCAAAGAAGAGUGCCUGAUGUAUCUGUACUCUGCCAGUAUACGGCUGAAUGGAGAAGCUUGUGUCAUUGAGCACAUUACAGUCCUGUCUGGGUAUAAUCACCAUGAGCAUUUAGUCCAGUGACUGUGUAUGGGAUGUUCAUUAUCACCAGAUGUAUUUCUGCCAACCCAUAAGGCUUUGACAGAGUAUCAAAGCAUCAGAGGCUUUGCCGUUACCCAGAUGCCGUUAAUGUAUUUCAUUUUCUCUAUUUUAAAAUUCUAAAUAAUGUUUUUAUUUUUAUUUUGUAUUAUUGUUUUUUUUAUUCAAAUCAGUUCAUUAAUUGAUUUGUAUUUAUUCCACACAUUUCAUUAUGCUUUCAUGAUUUGUCAGUUAUUAUUUUUUAAAUUAACAAUGAUCAUUUUACACACCAUAUACUACAUGAAUACACUACACUGUCCUUUCUGAUGUCAUUAAUGCAUUUUAUUCUGUAUAUUUGUGUGUUUAUCCACGUUGUUGUUUUUUUCAGGUUUAAAUCGGUUGACUUUCUUCAGAUUAAUACAUUAAAAAAAAAAUUUCAAAUACAUUUUAGGAUUUUACACAUCAUAUACCACAUUAAUAAUCAAAUAAAAAAAAUCCUUUCCAUUUUCCCCAAGAUGUCAUUAAUACAUUUUAUUCUGUCUGUUUGUGUGUUUUUCCAGCUAAAUUCUUAGUUCUAAAUAAUGUUUAGUUCAGAUUUAAAUCAGUUGGUUUUCUUAAGUUGAACUGAUUUUUAUUUAAUGCACACACUAUUAUUUUGUAUUUUGCUCUUUAAGUAAAUUAUAAAAUUAAUAAAUUAUUAAAAUAAAAUAAAUAAACAAACAAAUAAAUAAAUAAAUAAAUAAGCAGGUAAACAUUUAUCCCAAAUGAUUACAUUAAAAUGCUAGUGAGAUUCCUGAAAUCAGUUUAACUAUGCAUAUCAUCAUUUUUUCAUCAUCAUCUUCCAUUUUAAGAUAUGUUAAUGCAACACUGACACUUUGUAUUACAAAACAGUUUUACAUUUAACACAAAGUCUAACUGCCUAAUUUUGGUUUGGAAAAACAACAAAACAUUAUAACUGAAAUUACCCACAGUCAAAAAUGUCAGUUUACACUGCUGCAGUUUCGCCAAAGAAGGCCCAGAGAUCAUCUUGGUAACUACUGAUGUGGGAUGAAUAGGUUGUUGCGACACUAAUUGUAUUCCUCCAUUUUAAUGCAUUCAAAUUAAUUAUCUUUUCUCAGUAGCAACCCCACACUAUUAAAUCUGUUCAUCAGUUAUUUGUCAUUUUUGAAGUCAGUGACAUCAAUUCCUUUUUUUAUUUUUCGGGUAGAAACGUCAUUGUUCAUGUAAUAUCUGAUCGAAAGCUUGGAUCUACUGAAUUAGCACAGAGGAGGGCAAAUAUCCUGUGAGUUUAUCUAGAAGUGCACACAAAGGAGGUUCAAGCUUUUUGCAUAUUCGAUAGUGAGAAUUUGAUAGCGAUGCAAACAUCUUCAAUGCUGUCCAUGGCGCACACAGUGGCAAAAAAAUAAUAAAAAAACACAAAACACAAAACACAAAACAGGGUCUUGCGGCGAAUUUCUUUUAACUUCACAAGAUUUUUAAAUGUUAAUUUAACCAGUGCAUGUUUACAUAGAUAAAGACAACUACAGAGUGUUUUUAAAGCAAAAA